This is a messenger RNA of Saccostrea cuccullata (small rock oyster), 870 nucleotides long. RefSeq lists its product as uncharacterized. Gene Ontology annotation, cellular component: ribonucleoprotein complex. The transcript is spliced from 2 exons. Gene Ontology annotation, molecular function: single-stranded RNA binding. Gene Ontology annotation, biological process: retrotransposition. NCBI's taxonomy places the organism in Eukaryota, Metazoa, Mollusca, Bivalvia, Ostreida, Ostreidae. The record is from RefSeq and is a predicted model, not a curated record. Bases 1 to 870 code for a protein of 289 amino acids.
AUGUCAAACACAUCAGUGUCUGAAACAACAAAACUGCUUGAGGAAACUCGGGCAAUCGUUUAUGAUCAAGAGCAUGAACAACAUAACAGGCACCCUGGAGAGAGUGAGAUAACCCUAUCAUCCAUACACUCACUUUUAAGUGAAAUGAAUUCCAAACUUUCUAACAUUGAAAUUAAGAACAAUGCCCUUGACGUUAGACUCACAACUAUUGAGAAAAAAAUGUGCUCUCUAGAUGAAAUUCAAGGUACUCUUAACUCAAUGAAACACGCUCAGAAGUCAACAGAAUCAGAGCUAAGGGCUGUUAAGGAAAUAAAUUCUAGUCUCCAAGAAUCUGUAACUGACUUGAAGGCACGCUCAAUGCGCGACAAUCUGGUAUUCACAGGAAUACGGGAACAUGCGUGGGAACACACCGAACAGGUACUGCAAGAUUUCCUCCAAAGAAAGUACAGACUGGAAUACCCAUUAGAUUUUGAAAGGGUUCACAGAAUGGGCAAGUUCAAUGAGUUUAGUGAGUUCCCGAGAAAAAUAGUGGCCAAAUUUUCAUUUUUCAAGGACAAGGACCAUAUACUAUCGAACGCAGCUAGAAGACUCAAGGGAAGUGGAGUGUAUGUGAACGAGCAGUUUCCACCGGAGAUCGAGGAGAAAAGGAAAAAAUUGUACCCUGUGAUGAAACAAGCAAAACUGGAUCACAAGCGUGCAAAGUUGGUGCGUGACAAACUCUUUAUUAACGGGAAGGAAUACAUUUCGCAGGAAAACGCCCCCAUUUUUAGAUCCGAGUGGAACAGUGAAUCCGCCCCUGAUCAGAUCAACAGAACACCGAAUGACCGCAAUUUAAAGAGGGCGCGAGUAUCAUCAACCCCCGACAAGUAG